Molecule: messenger RNA, 1292 nt
Organism: Hypoxylon fragiforme
Lineage: Eukaryota; Fungi; Ascomycota; Sordariomycetes; Xylariales; Hypoxylaceae
Exons: 1
Coding region: 1-1212 (403 amino acids)
Molecular function (GO): glycosyltransferase activity
Source: RefSeq, a predicted model, not a curated record
AUGGCACCCUCAGCCAUAGAAAUAACUCAUCCACUGGAUAUUACUUCUUCGGACACCAGCAAAAUCGGUGUGCCGCCAGGGCUUAGAUUAGCUGCGCCAGAAGCGCUCGACUUACGCUCCGAUGACGAGAUUGCAGCAUGGCUCCAGAAACGCCAUGCCAUCACGUCGGACAGGAAUAUUUGGGCAUUCUGGCACUCUGGAUACAGCCGGAUGCCCCCCUGGACCCAGCGGAACAUCAUCAAUUGGGUGCGCAAGCUAGGUCCACGUUGGACCGUUCACCUCCUUGACCGAGUGUCUGGAUCUGAAACCAACGUCGGCAACUUCGUCGACAGCUCCUUCUUCCCCGAUACGUUCAACAGCAAUACGAUGGAUGGGCCAUCGGUUGGUCAGCACUCGGGGGAUCUCGUCCGACUGCCUCUGCUGUGGCUUUAUGGAGGCAUCUGGAUCGACGUGGGCACGUUUCUCUUUCGCCACGUCGAGGAUAUCUGCUGGAAGCUGAUCGAAGACCCGGAGUCGCCGUACGAGAUGGCUGGCUUUGCGAUGGAGAUGCGACCAGGGGUCGAGAUCAUGACCAACGGGUUCAUCGCGACUAAGCGUGGGAAUACGGCCAUCCGGCGCUGGCACGAGAUAUUCAAGUCCCUCUGGAACGGGGUUACCAAUUGCCACGGCUUUCACCAAAACCCGUUGCUCAAGCAUUUGCCACUCUUAAGUCCGCCGUUCUCGAGGCUGAAUAUGGCGGGCCUCAAUAUCCCGAUGGAGAUCUUUACCGACUAUCUGUCACAGUGCAUGUGUUUUGAGAGACUGCGCAGGCUCGUAGAUCCAUCGGACGGCUUUAACGGUCCGGAGUACUAUUCAAACAAGUUACUCCUGUACUCGGGGCUUCAGGAGACGUAUUACUUUCAGCAAGCAACCGAAUGGUCCGGUACGAAACAGUUCGACCUGCUGACCAUGAAACGCACUGGCGAGGGAGUUGUGCGAGAUGAAAAGUGGCACGCCGCUGAGAUCUUCGUCAAUGAUGCCCUCGCCAACACGUCGACUAUGAAACUAUCGCACGGCCCCCCUGGGGCUUUGGACUGUUUUCUUGCGGACAUGUGGGACUCGGAGGAGCUCCAGGGCAAGGACUGCGAAGAGGGGACGUUUGGCGAGUACUUAAGGUAUGGGAGUGUGCACUUUGAUCAGAUGAGGCAGAUGACUCCGAUCAAGAUUGGUUGACCUGAUGAAGAGGUUCUGUACGCUGGCGUUCUCCAGCCGAAGGACGUGGUAGAGCAGGUAUAGCGUAGGGUUGAGAGAGA